UGACUGUUUGAUUAACUAUGAAUCGAAAUGUGAUUAAAAGUGUGGCUGGUAAAGUUAACAACAUUUUGAAAGAUUCCAAAGGUUUAACUCCUCUUGCUCAUCUUGAUUAUUCAAAGCAACUAAUUGUAAAGCAAAAAAAGAUAAGUACAAUUUUAAAAAGUCUCACCAUUAAAUUGAAAGAUAUCAAUUCGUCUAUUACCCCUGAUGAAUCUGGAUUACCUUGUUUGUUGGAAAAUAUUGAACCAAGUCCUGUGAUUGAAGGAUAUCGGAAUACUGAUGAUUUCUCAAUUUGGCCUGGACCCGAUGGGAAUCCUAAAACUGUUGGUUUUAUUUUGGGAAAAAUUGGUAAAUCUUUUCAACUGCCAAUCUGUUCACCUCCUGAUAAAUUUAAAAUCGUCAAAAAUAGUCACCAAAUUCUUGCUGGUAAAUUUCAAGAAUACUUGAGAAAUCAAUCACCAUUAGAUGUUUGUCUUGAUUUCUCCAAGGGUGGACAUUGGAAAAGAUUUUGUGUUCGUAGUAAUGAUUUCGAUGAGCUUAUGGGCAUCGCUAUUUUACAUCCACAGAAUUUAUCAUCUAAUCAAUUGGAAGAUGAGCAUAAUCGACUGAUCAACUUCUUCUCACCGAUUGCUAAAAGUAUUAAUCUUAAUUCUUUAUACUUUCAGGCCUGUCCCGGAGUUCGUUGUACUCAUUCUAGAGCUCCUUUCAAAUUGUUGUAUGGAAGUGAACACAUCGACGAAGUAAUUAACGGUGUUAAAAUUAGAAUCACCCCUGAACCUUUUAUCCAAAUUAACAAAAGUGCCGCUGAAAUUUUAUAUAAACGGAUAAUCGAGGAGAUUGAACCUCAAUCUAAUAUGACAAUUCUUGAUAUGUGUUGUGGCUCUGGUGUAUUGGCCUUACAAGUUGCACCAAUGGUUAAAGAAGUGAUCGGGAUCGAUUCAUGCGAACAAUCAAUCAUAGAUGCAACAAUUAACGCUUCAGUUAACAGCAUUACUAAUUGUAAAUUCAUUCAUGGCACAAUCGAAGAUCAUUUGAUGAACAUAAGUGAAAACCUUUACUCAGAUGAUCUUGUAAUGAUCAUGAACCCAGGAUCUGGUGGUUUAUCGAGUGGGGUAAUCAAUGUGAUCAGAAGAAUGUCCAAUGUGUCCAAGAUUAUUUAUGUCUCAUGUAAGCCCGAAGGUCAAUCAUUAAGGAACUUUGCUCAUCUUUGUUUACCUUUUCGACCAAUGGAUGACAUCCAGGGAGAUCCUUUUAUACCCGUUAAAGCGAUUCCGGUUGAUUUAUUUCCCCAAACCAAUCGAUGUGAAUUGAUUGUAACUUUUUCCCGAUAUUAGGAAUCCUAAUUUAGGAUCAAUUGGACAAACUUUAAUUACUUUGAAUAUUUUCUUUCUCCAUCCAAAUCAUUGUUCAUCAAUUCUUUACCAGCCUCAUACACAAUCACACACCAAAGAGAAAGAUUGACAAUCAAUAUGAUUUAGAUAAAAUGUUCUAAUAUUUUGUAUUAAUAUUUCUGUGU
Panonychus citri (citrus red mite) is the source of this 1513-nucleotide messenger RNA. Its product is annotated as tRNA (uracil-5-)-methyltransferase homolog B-like. Gene Ontology annotation, molecular function: RNA methyltransferase activity. The coding region runs from base 18 to 1331 and encodes 437 amino acids. The record is from RefSeq and is a predicted model, not a curated record. The transcript is spliced from 2 exons. Lineage: Eukaryota; Metazoa; Arthropoda; Arachnida; Trombidiformes; Tetranychidae. Gene Ontology annotation, biological process: RNA processing.